Messenger RNA from Phytophthora nicotianae INRA-310, 3294 nucleotides. RefSeq lists its product as hypothetical. The coding region runs from base 1 to 3141 and encodes 1046 amino acids. The record is from RefSeq and is a predicted model, not a curated record. Lineage: Eukaryota; Oomycota; Peronosporomycetes; Peronosporales; Peronosporaceae. The transcript has a single exon.
AUGAACUUGCCACUCUCACCAAAAGGAGCGAUCGGUGAGUUGCCCCAGUUUCUUCUCGAGCGCAGUGAAAAUGACGACGACAUUGGAAACAGCAGUCCAAUAUCUGGCAAGUUGACCACUCCUAAUUACGUGAGAGAAGCAGCCACAUCGAUUGCAUCACGGUGGCAAUGGAAGUACUGGAAGAAAUCUUCUCCUUCGUCAUUAACGCAACUACGGCACAAGCAGCGUAAAUACCCGUUGCCUGGAAAAAUACUAACACCUCUGCCCGCCUCGUCAUCUCCAGGACGACAUAACGUCGAAAAACUCGACAACCUCAUCGAUUCUAUAGCUGAGCACCAUUUUCUGCCUUCAAGACCAUGUUCAGCUGAGACGAGUGCACAUAUUUGUUUUGAAUCGCCGUUGCCACCACUAGAGCAGCAGAUAGUCCAGAGACCAAGACUUGUUCUUGACAUCAAUGGCGCCCCUACCAUUGCGAUGGAGCAGAUCGUACGGCUUCAGGAGUACAUCGAGCCAAAUUCACCGGUCAAUGCUCUACAGCUCGCUGUAAUACCCAAGAAGUGUUCGGGCGGCGAUGAAAUCGCUCUGAUGCCGUGCCAUUCGCUGCAGCAUCGCGGCUACGAGCUGUUGUCUGCUGAGUUGUGGCGCGAACCUGUUCGAAAUCGAAACAAACACUGGUUACACGAUGAACUACCGUUCUUAGUGAGGGGUACCGUAUCCACAAUACGCUGGAGAAUGACGAAAGCUCCGAGCGCAAAUAAUCGUGGCAAGUGGACGAGAUUCGAAACCUACAAGCUUCACAUUCCAUCGCACCCAACAGCAACAACAUUUGACACUCGUUCAAGCUCCGUUAGUCCAGUGAAAAAACCUCAGCGUGUUCUUUUGCGAGCUCAGGGAAUACUGAUCUCUCGAAGUUAUUGCGUGGUUUCGGUGUUUGGUGAAGGAAUCUACGGACGGCUGUAUGGCGCUGGUUUAACUGGGAAAGACAAGAAACGAUAUUUACGCGUGGAAGCGUACAAUCCAGCCACCAGUCGAACAUACUCGUUGGUCGUAACGCUGCAAGAUAUUGAGUGGAUUUUCCGAGUUGGAGGUGACGAUCCCGAGCGUGAAGCGUUACUAGCCCCAGGUAGAAAACAGGAAUUACUACGCCAGCUUAUCACAUUGCUCUAUUUUGAAUAUCCUGAUGACCCAAACAAUGCAGAUGAUUCUGGAGAUGCUGUGAAAAACCAUAAAAUUAGGAUACCAGUCCUAAAAAUCUCGCCAGAGAUUCAACUCAACGAGUCUGCAGUUCGGCGACUUGAACGAGAAGAACGAUUACGACAGGAUGAAGCUCGCCGGCUUGAGGAAUUGGCUGCAUUACUUGAAAAACCCCGCCGAGCACGACAUCGGCUAUUGUGCCGGACGAUGAAGCUUCGUGGUCGGCACUUUUACGUCUCGAUCUACCAUUUCCCAGCUCAGGCUCGAAACCUGAUAAUAACUGCAUACAACUCAAACUCCUCGAUCACAUAUCGGCUCACAAUCGGAUUGGUGGAGGCUGCAUCGCUCGUGAAAUUGUAUCCGUAUCCGCGAGGUGGCUUUAGUCCUGAACAAACGAUGCUGGUGGCGCAAGGUUUGCUGUCAAGGCUACAGCUUCUUGGACAUGAACGUAGCAAACCGAACGCACGCAUGAUGCUCGCGAUCAAUGGCGGUCGAAAAGGAUCUGGGAUGAACGCUCUUCCUCUGCUUGCUCCUAUGAUGACCUCGGAGCUAAAACGCGAUGAAUUAUUCAACAAAAUGCUGCAAGAUAGUCAACGUUCGCUGCAACUUGAACUGGAAAUGACGCAACUUCGACUCCACAAUGAAGCUGAAGCUGAGCGCGUUGAAAUCCGACAGAAAAUCACUAUUAUCGAGACUAAGCGUGCUGAGAUAAACGAGAAGGACCAAGGACAGAGGAUACGUAUCGAAGAGAUUGACGCUGCAGGAGGCGGUGGAAAUGUCGAUGCUAAACGUUUGCAUGAAGAGCGACGGGCUCUUAAGACAGCGAGACAAGCACUUAAAGCCGAGAUGAAAACUUCAGCAGCGCAAUUAACCGAGUUAAAGCAACAGCUGCAAGCUGUGGGCGAUAAAGAGAAGGCGGCUGGUGAGCGUGCUCAACGACGAGCUGACAGGGCUCGGAAGCGAAUACGUGAAGAUGUGGCGCAAACUUUAGCGGCAAUACUGCAGCCAACAAUUCAGUCAAAGCGACAACUGCGAGUAGGACAACGCACGUGGCUUGCGAGGAUACACAUGCGUCCUGAUCGCACGUUUCUGGGCUCUGGAGGAUGUCAAAUAUCAAGAAAGCGUCUACGAUACUCUCUAUUCGCGUUAGAACCCGAGAGUAGUGACGAUGUGGACGUCGUUGAUGCCAAUAGGCAGUUGUUUACACUGGAGCUGUAUGAUCCUUUCACUUGCUGCCGGUGCACGAGUUUUGUCUUUUCGAAACUGGAGUGGCUAGCACUUACGAAAACCCACCUUGAGCAGCAACAAUUAGUGCCAGAACUUGCUCCUGCGGCGUCAGAUGUGGUCAAACGUCUCGCUGAGCUGCAGGAGACAAUGAAAGACACUCGUCAAGCAUGCUUUACCAUGAAAUCAAGUGGUGCUUCAUCGAAAGGGAAGACAUUAAAGACAAAAGCUGCAUCCAGUAAGAAGAAACGAGAGGAGCUACAACGUGCGAUAGCUGCAGCGAGUAACGAGAUCCACCGAAUACAUCGAGAAGCGCCAUGGCCAGUACUGGUCAAAGCGCUCUGUGAACGAUGCACCAUCACUCCAGCAACAGAUACUACGACCUUCGAUAUCACCUUGGACCGAUGUAUAUUCCGUGCUGAAUCGCCUGUGCUCCGCAUCACAAACGACGAGAAUGAUGGUCAAGAAGAUGAACCAAGCGCUGUGGAUUGUCAUGUUCGAGCAGAAGUGCUUCCUUUCGCCGAAGCAGUAGUGAUCGAGGUGUGGGAUCCUCGUGAUAGACAACUAUGGAGACUUGAAUACCCUGAAAGUCGUGAGCUGCUGCAUGAGUUCGAAAUCGAGACUUUCGUCGAGCAGCAGAUGCAUCUCGAGGCCAUUACAAUGUCACUAAUGCUGUACCCGAACACAGAAACUGGUCGUCUCGAGUUGCGCUUUGAGGAGUGACAGUAUAAAUUCUAGAUCAACAUAGUAGAGAAGAACAGCCACCAGAUUUGUUAAAGUAUUCGUGUUUCUCCGUCGACUUGAGCCUUAAACGCAUCAACAGAGGCAGAGCUGGCCUAACUGAAGGAACUGUGAUCCUUGGUGUUGCCUGUAAGA